Molecule: messenger RNA, 3180 nt
Organism: Paecilomyces variotii
Lineage: Eukaryota; Fungi; Ascomycota; Eurotiomycetes; Eurotiales; Thermoascaceae
Product: putative Rho guanyl nucleotide exchange factor
Exons: 6
Coding region: 173-2986 (937 amino acids)
Biological process (GO): establishment of cell polarity; septin ring organization
Cellular component (GO): division septum; nucleus; mating projection tip
Molecular function (GO): protein binding; guanyl-nucleotide exchange factor activity
Source: RefSeq, a predicted model, not a curated record
GGCGUCCCUAGGCCGCAUCGACCCGCGGGCCACGGAGAGGAAAUCCAUGCUCGACGCUUUCGCGUAGGUCCAGUUUGGCUGGCCGGAAGUGUCAUUAUAAUAUAGAAACCGCUGCUCUCAAUCCCGGAGGUUACCUGUUUCGAUCGAAUAUAAUAGAGACGGAAUCGCAAAGAUGGAUGGCUCCAUGAGCGCUGGCGGCCCCAUGGCCGAAGACAAUAUCAUCAACAGACGCGGUGGGGAGUCGAUGUAUCAAAGCUGUGUCAAUUUGAAAAAGCGAUUGGCGGAGGUGCCUGGAUUUGAGCGUCAUAUGGCGGAAAUGGAGGAAGAGGAUCGCGCCACGGGUUCAACCGAUCCAGUGGCUUCGCUAUGGAACUGUCUGCGUGAAGGAUACCCCUUGAUCACGAUCUUCAAUGCGUCACAACCUGAUGAACAACUGGAGAUUGAUCCAGCGAAAGUUCCGGAACAGAAACGUCCCAAGGCCGCAACCUUUAAGUUCCUGCAGGCAUGUCUUCAAGACAUGGCCUUUCCGCAGCAGGAUUGCUUCCUGAUCACGGAUCUGUACGGUGAUAACACGACAGGUUUCAUCAAGGUCAUCAAAAUGGUCAAUCGCGUUCUAGACAUUCUCGAGAUGCAAGGACAGCUGAAGAGGCUAUCUGUGAACUCGGGCAAUCAAAAUGCGAAGGGAGGGGCGGUCAAACUGACUAAGAGGGAGCAUAUCCUCAAAGAGCUCAUGGAGACCGAGCGUGAUUACGUCCAUCACCUUCAGAAUCUGCAGGCCCUCAAGAAGGAAUUGGAAGAGACAGGUGCAUUGACUGGGGACUCCAGCCAUCAGAUAUUCCUCAAUCUCAACAAUCUGCUCGAUUUUGCGCAGCGUUUCCUCAUUCGUAUGGAGCAACACUACGCAUUGCCUGAGGAAAUGCAGAAUUGGGGAGAGCUUUUCAUCCUUCACGAAGAGGCGUUGCGACAGUACGAGCCCUUUAUCGCAAACCAGUUGCGGUGUGAUGCAGUAUGUCUGAAGGAAUGGGACAAGAUCCACGCGGCCCCUCGCUCGAUUGAUCUUAAGCAGAUGGUCGCCCAGCCAGCAACCCUCAAUGGCUUCUUUGUCAAGCCGUUCCAGCGUCUGACGAAAUACCCUCUGAUGCUAUCGGAACUUCGCAAGCAGACAGAGGAUGAACAACUCAAGACGGAUAUCACAAAGGCGAUAGACACGAUUCAGUCAGUUCUCGAUUCGGCGAACGAUGCAAUCGACAAGGAACAUCUGGCUUCCGCCGUUACGGAUCUCUCGCAACGGGUAGAUGACUGGAAAGCCCUGAAAGUUGAGGGAUUCGGCGAAUUACUCCGCUUUGGCACUUUCGCUGUGCUCAAAGGCGAUAGCGGCAAGGAUACUGAGAGAGAGUAUCACAUCUAUCUUUUUGAAAGGAUCCUCCUUUGCUGCAAGGAUAUCAACCCCAACAAGCAAAAAUCAAAGCUUAUGGGGAAGGACAAGCCUGCGGCAUUGGUCAAGGGGAAACCCCGUCUUCAGCUGAAGGGCCGUAUCUACAUGGCUAAUGUGACGGAUAUUGUUCUUCUCCAGAAGCCAGGCUCCUACAGGAUUCAGAUUUUCUGGAAGGGCGACCCCGGGGUCGUAGAUAACUUCGUCAUCCGCUACCAGAACGAGGAUAUCAUGCGAAAAUGGUACUCUGAUAUUGACCGCCAGCGAUCCAUCCAGGCGGAGGAACGCAAUGCUAGAAGCGUGUCAACCUCGGAUUCGGAAUUUACCUACAUGAAGAGUCUCAAUAUUCAGAAUCCCUACCAGCAGGAGUAUGAGGCUGAAGAAUCCUCUCUUGUGAAGGAGGCUGGGUUCUUCUCGGAAUUCCCCAUGAGUCGUAACGCGUCCAGCACGAGUCUUCGUACCCGAUCCGCUACCAACGGCAGCGGCGGGUCAGGUCCGCUCUCUGCAGGGCGUCCUCCGCGUUUCCCGAUGCCUGAUCCCAGUCUGUCAUUACAUACCCAGUUUACUCCUGGAGGAAUGUCCUUGUCCCCAGGUGAGCGAAACGUCACCUCAUAUUUCUCGCCCGUUACGGAAACACCAUCGACAUCUACACGGUCCAGCUCUCAAUCGGUGUUUCCGUAUUCACGGCAAGGCACUCCCAACACCACUUGGAGCGAGGACAACAAUCGGUACACUGCACCUGCGAUGGCCAGAGGAGCAUCGAAGGACGGUACUAACGUAAACCCUUACUUCAACGCGGCCACAAAUGGGCGCGCUGUCCAACGUCCUUCUCUACCCCCGAUGUCUGCACAAGAUCAGGCCAACGGUCUACCGAGGAUGAGGUCUGCCAGCAGCCCAGACAUCCACCACCAUCUGCCUGAGUCACGUCGAUUCAUGGGUGGUCACACUGUCGACAAUGUGCCCGUCCCGCCCAUCCCGGCCCACAUGGCAAGCAUGAGAGCACCUGUCAAUCGGAGCCAGAACAACUCCCCCACCAACGGAUCUCUUCCUGUCCGGGGUACAGCGCAAACACCAAACGGACAGCACCCUGCACAACGGGGUGUCCAUCACACUCAUUUCAAUGAGCCUCAAUAUUCCGGUCGCUCCGCAACACUGACGCCGACGCAAUCCUCUCCCACCGAUCCACUUCCCUCUCCUUUAAGUCAGGAAGUGCCCCCGGACCAGGCCACCCCGCAGGAUCCGUAUAUGCCUACACAGCUUAAAGCCAAGGUCAACUUUGACGAUAACUAUGUCACCUUGGUCAUCGCCAGCAAUAUCAUGUUCCGUUCGUUGACCGACCGGGUGGACGCCAAACUCGCCCGAUUUACGAACCGAUCCAUUGGCAGCAAAUCAGUAAGACUGCGGUACAAGGACGAGGACGGCGAUUUUGUCACCAUUGACAGUGAUGAAGCGGUUCAACUCGCGUUGAUGGAAUGGCGCGAGCAACACCAGAACAUGCUCGCCCAAGGCCAGGUGGGAGAGAUCCAGCUGUUCUGUCAGGCAGUGGAGAAUUAAAGCUCCACGGAUUUGGAUAAACCGAUAUAGGAUCCUGGCUGAAAAGCCAGGAUGGUGAAGAAAGAAGUCGCGAAGUUGAUGAUAUCCCCUGUUUGGUGUUGUGGUUUUCUAGGUUCCCAUUGGCAUUUCUCCGGCAGUUCCGGGCGUUUCGAGGUUCUUAUAACAUCCCGUGGCUGUCCAACAGGAUUGGCUCG